This is a messenger RNA of Westerdykella ornata, 1686 nucleotides long. Its product is annotated as nagb/rpia/CoA transferase-like protein. Lineage: Eukaryota; Fungi; Ascomycota; Dothideomycetes; Pleosporales; Sporormiaceae. Bases 152 to 1204 code for a protein of 350 amino acids. Gene Ontology annotation, molecular function: translation initiation factor activity; guanyl-nucleotide exchange factor activity. Gene Ontology annotation, biological process: translational initiation. The transcript has a single exon. Gene Ontology annotation, cellular component: eukaryotic translation initiation factor 2B complex. The record is from RefSeq and is a predicted model, not a curated record.
AAACAUGUAGGCAGCAAUUGCCAAAUCAUAACUGCCUUGGUUUCAGCGCUAUCCUCGCCUUGCUUCAAUAUAGAGGACGUUCAUUUGAUUACUGGGACCCGGCGUUUGCGCCUUUUCGAGCCCUCACUUUCAACUCAAGGGUCUCGUAAAAAUGUCGGAGGACGCCAACAAUCCUCCGGCGGAGGACCCAGAGUUCGACGUGGUCGCGCGAUACCACGAGAUAUUAGCCUCCGACCCCGACCUUACCAUGCCCGUUGCCGCAAUCGAAGCUCUCAUCGAAGCGAUCACGGCUAACACCCAGGUCACUACCGUUGCAGAGACCAUGGAACUGCUUGAAGAAUACACGGGAAAGCUCAAGGCAUCGGUGCCGAACCAUAUCUCGCUGUCGGCCGGCACCGAUCUCUUCCAACGGUACCUUGUGCACACGCUCACGCGCACUUCAAUCAUGAACGGCAGCUUCACCGCGAUUAGGAAUCAUCUGCUUUCUAGUGGGCGGCUCUUCGUUGCCAAUGCCAAGGCUAGCCGGGAGAAGAUUGCGGAAUACUACAAACACUUGCUGAAAGAUGGGGUUACCAUUCUCACGAAUGGAGGAUCCAGAGUGGUCAGCGCGCUGUUACGAAAGGCGGCGGAGAGCACCCUCCGAUUCCAGGUCAUCUAUGUCCUUUCGCCGGCGGAAUCUGCGGACUCGAGAGAGGGCCAUAGUACUGUUGCCGAUCUGAGGGCUCACGGUGUACCCGUUGCUACCAUCCCGGACUCUGCCGUCGCAUACUGUUUGGAGAAGGUGAACAUGGUGAUUGUGGGCGCAGAGGGUGUUGUGGAGAACGGAGGUAUCAUCUCGAGGCUUGGAACAUAUCAGAUGGGUUUGUUGGCCAAGAGCAAGGAAAAGCCAUUCUACGUUGUCACGGAGAGCCAUAAAUUCGUUCGUCUCUUCCCGCUCGGACAGUUCGACCUGCCGAUCAAGCAAAAUGUGUUGGAGUUCAAGGCUGGCGAUGACGCACAGGAGACUACUGAGGCGGGAAGGACGACCGAGGAUAGAGGAGCCACGGAUAUAAACCCCAACCCUACCUCUUGGAAGUGCUCCGGCCUCAAUCCGCAUGAUGCGGUCGAUUAUACACCGCCGAGACUUAUAUCGGGCAUCAUCACGGAGUCUGGAGUGAUGACGCCUUCGGCUGUGUCUGAGGAAUUGAUCAAGAUUUGGUUCUGAGCGGUUUUCCACGCCGGCGUACCUGCCGCUACACUUCCCCAACUCUGCUCACGACAGAUUUAUCCGCGCCGGGCCUCCGAUCGGGUCUCCUCAGUGGAGACCAAAUCAAGAGAUACCGACGGCAUAAGGAGCCGUGGGGACCUUCCCUCGGGAUUGACUGCGCCGGUCCCUUGGGAAGUACGGGUCGCUCGCUAGGAAGACUUAGCCAGACCAUUUCUUGCUGGAUUGAAAGAAGGACAGCGAGGCAUGCAGAGUCCCUGCAUCGCAUAAACAGGAGGCAGUUGGUUCCCCAUCGCGUAGGCGAAUGGGGAUUGGUUGGGGGAUGGAAUGGUGGAUACGGUGGGUUGCAUGGUGGUAGCGGGAUGAUGCUUCGACUUGGUCGAUGUAGAGGUGUAGAUGCAGUAAUACAUAUUCAAACCCAGCCUUUCCAAGGGUUGAGGAUUGGCUUGUAUUCUCUGAUAACAGAAUCCAAGACGAGAGGU